GAUAAUUCAAUCUUUUUGGAGGUAUAUAAAUCGUUUUUGUUCCCCAAAGCUACCAAUCGAAGCAUAUUAUCGCAAGUGAACUUAUUCAAAACAACACCAAAAUGAAAGGUCUAGUAAUUGUUGCAUUAGCUGCUUUGAUUGCAAUUGCUUCGGCAUAUCCACAAAACGGUUGGGAUAGCCAGUCUCAAAAUAACAACGGCCAAUGGGGCGGAUGGGGUCAAUCCGCACAACCAGGACAAUCUCCUUCUGGACAACAAAACCAGCCUCAGAUCCAAGAUCCAUCUGACAGUCGGGACGCAAAAGAUGAAACAUCAAAUGAAAUUGACGCAACAGUCGGUACAGCUAUUGUUGCCAUCAAUGGAAGCGUUUAUUACCGGAUUCAAUAUGCUUCCGAUGAAGCCAAAGCUGAUAACAAAGAUCAAUCCAGUCAAAAGCCAGCUUCGACUCCAAGCCAAAGUUAAAUUAUAUGAUUGAAUGGAACAUUAAUGUACACGUACAUAAGUAUUAAAUAAAUAUCUUUGGAAAAUAAAAUUCAUAUCAUAACGCUGAAA
Molecule: messenger RNA, 551 nt
Organism: Hermetia illucens (black soldier fly)
Lineage: Eukaryota; Metazoa; Arthropoda; Insecta; Diptera; Stratiomyidae
Exons: 2
Coding region: 102-461 (119 amino acids)
Source: RefSeq, a predicted model, not a curated record